CUAUAAUUUAUCGUCUUCUUCGAAGUGUGAGUUGUGGCAUCCAUUUUUUUUCCUGCAACUCUUCAAUUUCCAGAUUUUUCAGCCCCUUCAGUUCAUAACACUCGACAAUAUACUCUGCUACGGCGAAAUUUUAGGAAGGGAUAUUGAUAUAUUUUGAAAAUUAUAAAAAAAUUUGAAGCAGAAAAACAUAAAAAAAAAAAAACUUUUGGGAACCCUCACUGUGUCCGCCUACUUACACAGCAUCGCCAGCUCUGAACUCGUCUCCGUCUCCAAGUCAUGGCUAGCUUACUAGUGCUGAUUACAUUAUGUUUGGUAGCGGUCGGAAUCGAAGGAACCCACAACGUCACCAUAUCUGUUCUAGAGACGGCCAUUUCCAGAGGAGCUGUCUGUCUAGACGGCACACCUCCGGCCUAUGCCUACAGCCCCGGGUUUGGGGAAGGCGUCGACAAUUGGCACGUAUUUCUUGAGGGUGGCGCGUGGUGUGGGAGCACGGCUGGUUGCCUCAAUAGAUCCGGAACUUCUCUUGGAAGUAGUGCUAAGCUGAUAUCGAUUAAUAAUGGUAUCCAAUCCUUCAGCGGGAUGCUAGAUGAUAACUCGACCUUCAAUCCAGAUUUCUACAAUUGGCACGUAUUCAAGAUCUUCUACUGUGACGGCUCAUCCUUCAUGUCUGAUAUUGAGGACGUGGACCCAAAGGACAACCUGACCUAUAGAGGUCUACGAAUUUACGAUGCGAUGAUGGAUGAGUUGCUGCGAAUCGGAAUGGGAAAUGCUAGAAAUGGUUUGGCAAAUACGUUACCCACAUCAUGUACAUCCAAAUUUAGUCCAACUCUGUGUUUUUUUCCUGAAAAUUUGCUCCAAGAUAUCCAAACCCCAAUGUUUUUGAUCGAAUCAGCAUUUGACCAAUAUCAGUUAUCUUCUAAUGUGUACCCUACUAACGCUAAACCUCCAAGAUGGGUCAAUUGCACCCUAGACUUGCAGACUUUUUGCAAUUGGACUGAGAUAGAAAUCAUGAGAGAUUUUAGGUAUACAUUUAUAGAUACACUGAAAAGGACUAUCACGGAUAGCUCUUCCAGGAGAGGCUAUUUUGUGCAUAGUUGCUAUCGACAUGGCCACUUGGAAGACCCACAGGGUUCGACAUGCUCUUCGUUGGUUGGCAACGUACUUGCUGACAAAACGAUACCACAAGCAAUGGGCGAUUGGUACUAUGAUCGGAGCGGAUUUCAGGAAAUGGAUAUGGUCAACAAUUUGCCCAGGAACUGCUCUACUGCUGUCGACGAAGCUACUUUCAGGAAAAAAUGUGGCACGUGAAUCACACGCGUACGGCGUAUCUGACUAUGCAUGAUCACAUGUGGUUUGACGGUUUAGCUGACUAACAGGUUUAGAGGUUGAAUUAGGAACUAGUAUAAAAAAUUGUAUUGAAACAGCUUCCCAUUUUAUUAACAGCUUUCCAUUUUAUUAUUUAAUGAAUUAGUGCAAUUUACAGCUCUA
This is a messenger RNA of Salvia splendens (bonfire salvia), 1488 nucleotides long. RefSeq names its product pectin acetylesterase 7. The transcript is spliced from 11 exons. NCBI's taxonomy places the organism in Eukaryota, Viridiplantae, Streptophyta, Magnoliopsida, Lamiales, Lamiaceae. Bases 277 to 1308 code for a protein of 343 amino acids. Gene Ontology annotation, cellular component: plant-type cell wall. Gene Ontology annotation, molecular function: pectin acetylesterase activity. The record is from RefSeq and is a predicted model, not a curated record. Gene Ontology annotation, biological process: cell wall organization.